Trichomycterus rosablanca is the source of this 1177-nucleotide messenger RNA. RefSeq names its product insulin-like growth factor binding protein 5a (gene igfbp5a). Gene Ontology annotation, cellular component: extracellular region. The record is from RefSeq and is a predicted model, not a curated record. Bases 1 to 783 code for a protein of 260 amino acids. Lineage: Eukaryota; Metazoa; Chordata; Actinopteri; Siluriformes; Trichomycteridae. The transcript has 4 exons. Gene Ontology annotation, biological process: regulation of insulin-like growth factor receptor signaling pathway. Gene Ontology annotation, molecular function: insulin-like growth factor I binding; fibronectin binding; insulin-like growth factor II binding.
AUGGACGGAGAGAAAAGAAAGACGCUUUUGAGUGCGUGCGUCUUGAUCGCUUUGGUGCCCGCAUGCCUGGCCUCGUACGUGCCGUGUGAGCCGUGUGAUCAGAAGGCGCUGUCCAUGUGCCCACCGGUGCCAGUCGGAUGCGAGGCUGUGAAGGAACCGGGCUGCGGCUGCUGUCUGACCUGCGCGCUGCAGGAGGGCCACGCGUGCGGCGUCUACACGGGCACGUGCGCUGCGGGACUGCGCUGCCUACCGCGCGCAGGAGAGGAGAAACCGCUGCACGCGCUGCUGCAUGGCAAGGGGGUGUGCAUGAACGAGAAGGGGUACAAGCCGACCCGGGAUCAAGAGUCACAAGAGGAUGUCCUGAGACGCUAUCCCCAUGCCAAACGCCCACUUUUCCCUCAAGACCACAUCAGCAACAAGAAGGACCUGGCUAUUCGUAAGGACAGGACAAGACUUCAGUCCAAGUCUAGGAGUAUGGGCCAUAUGGACUAUCCCACCCACAGCAUAGAGAAACCUCAGCCUGAAAUUGGGCUCUGUCGAAGAAAGCUGGAUGUAAUUGUUCGGAGGAUGAAGGACAUGCCCAGGAUCAUGGCCCUAUCUCUCUAUAUACCAAACUGUGACAAAAAAGGCUUCUUCAAGCGUAAACAGUGUAAGCCCUCCAGGGGGCGUAAACGAGGCAUUUGCUGGUGCGUGGACAAGUACGGAGUCAUGAUGCCAGGUACCGACUACAGUGGAGGUGACCUCCAGUGCAAAGACACAGAAAGCAACAACAACAACGACUGAGGGGUCUCUACCCUGGCGAUAUGUCCCUAAACCCAUCUUCUGCCAUAUUCCAUCUACUGCCAAUCACUUAAAUAAUCUGGAAAAGUCUGUCCUUAGGUGAAAUGUAAAACUGAAGUAGACAUGAAAUCUGUAUGCACCUCAUUCGUAUCCUUUCAUAGCUCAUGUAUUUGUUGUGAACCAUUCGACUCUGGGACUCGAAUGUCAGCAAAAAUCAUUAUAUAUUCACAAGUCAAUGCACUAAAAUAUUGUAUAUGAUGUAAUAUCAAAUCAGCAAAGAUUUCAGUACCACCAGUAGAGAAAGCAAUAUUAAAAUCUAUUGUGACGUCUUUAUGAUGUAUGAGUGGUGGUUAAACUCAUUGUGUCUAUGUAGGUUGGAGCACUCGUCCAUAGAUAC